Molecule: messenger RNA, 552 nt
Organism: Paramecium primaurelia
Lineage: Eukaryota; Ciliophora; Oligohymenophorea; Peniculida; Parameciidae
Source: the annotation of a GenBank genome assembly
AUUUAAUUUAUGAGAAAGCUUAAAUUCCAUGAGAAAAAGUUAUUAAAGAGAGUUGAUUUAUAUAAUUGGAAGAAAGAAAAAGAUCAUAGAGAAGCUGAAAUAAUCAAAAGAUAUAAUUUAUCUAAUAGAGAAGAUUACGAUAAAUAUAAUAGGAUGUGUGGUCACAUUACUUCCAUGAUUUCUAAAAUUAAAUUAUUGUCAUCUUAAGAUCCAUUUAGAGUAAAACUAACUGAGUAAUUAUUGGAGAAAUUGUAUAACAUGGGUAUUAUUACAACAAAAGAUAACAUAUUGAAUUGUGAGAAAUUAGCAGUAUCAGCUUUUUGUAGAAGAAGACUACCUAUUGUGUUAUGCAAACUUAAAUUUGCUUAGACACCCAAAGAAGCAUGUACUUAUAUUGAAUAAGGACAUAUCAGGAUUGGAACUAGAAUAAUUACAGAUCCUGCUACAUUAGUGACUAGAUCUUAAGAAGAUCAUAUCACAUGGUCUGACACAUCAAAAAUCAAAUAAACAAUAUAACAAUACAAUAAUGAAAGAGAUGAUUAUAUAGGUUGA